Molecule: messenger RNA, 936 nt
Organism: Exaiptasia diaphana
Lineage: Eukaryota; Metazoa; Cnidaria; Anthozoa; Actiniaria; Aiptasiidae
Product: glucose-6-phosphate 1-dehydrogenase
Exons: 7
Coding region: 166-936 (256 amino acids)
Biological process (GO): glucose metabolic process; pentose-phosphate shunt, oxidative branch
Cellular component (GO): cytosol
Molecular function (GO): NADP binding; glucose-6-phosphate dehydrogenase activity
Source: RefSeq, a predicted model, not a curated record
UCUAAACAAGGCCUAAAGGCUGAAAUCUGUAAAAGCUGUGUUUAUGAAACUUGUGUAUUAGAUUCCAUAUAUUUAAAAUUCAAAUUAGUUUCUCAGAGGUCACCAAGGCAGGAGGCAGUAUGUAAAUGACUUAGACUUCAAAGACAUUUCUAACCUACCAGCAGCAUGGCGUCGAGAAAGGAAAGUUGGACUUUCAAAACCAGCAGUACCUUCGCGACAGAUAGCAGUGUUGAGCUAUGCCGUCUUCAAACACGUCCAGGCCAAGAUCAGGUUUGUGGAAUGGAAGCUGCAUCUACUGUAAUCGUGGUAUUUGGUGCAUCGGGUGACCUUGCAAAGAAGAAGAUUUUUCCUACACUAUGGUAUCUUUAUAAGGAUGGACAUCUUCCCAAAUGUUGUCAUAUUGUUGGGUAUGCAAGAUCUGAUCUAAGUAUAACAAAGAUUAGAGAGAAGACYGAACCUUUCAUAAAGAAUAAAGAUGAAGCAAAGGAAACUUUGGAGAAAUUCUGGAAGAUUUGUUCCUAUGUGAAAGGUCCUUACAAUGAAAAGUCUGGUUAUGUUUCCUUGAAUACUGAGCUCAACAAGCUUGCUGAUAAAUGUGUUCAAAACAGACUUUUCUAUUUGGCUCUUCCUCCAUCAGUGUUUGUUGAUGCAACACAAAACAUUAAGGAGCACUUAUCUGAUAACAAGGGAUGGAACCGUGUGGUUGUMGAGAAACCAUUUGGAAAGGAUAGUAGCAGCUCAGCUCAGCUAUCAAACCAUCUUUCUUCUCUGUUCAAAGAAAAGUCUCUGUACCGAAUUGACCACUAUUUGGGCAAGGAAAUGGUGCAAAACAUCAUGGUUUUAAGUCGUGGACCUUCUGAAUCUGAUGACCUUGUGAAGAGCAUGGGAUUCAUUUACAGUGAUACCUACCAGUGGGACAAGAAACCUAAUAACUAA